Messenger RNA from Daphnia magna, 3997 nucleotides. RefSeq lists its product as uncharacterized. The transcript is spliced from 7 exons. The record is from RefSeq and is a predicted model, not a curated record. Bases 801 to 3491 code for a protein of 896 amino acids. NCBI's taxonomy places the organism in Eukaryota, Metazoa, Arthropoda, Branchiopoda, Diplostraca, Daphniidae.
AUCGUGUCAAACGAAAUCGACCCCAUCCGAGCAGUCGCUGUUUUGUAACCCUUCCCCCUUUUUUUUUUUAAUUUUGCCCUCAAGAUUUGAAUGGAUUUUAGCAGCCGCUGUGAUGUCUGAUGGAUCGUCUCCAACUCAGACACGUGGGGCACUACAGCAGCAGUUCGGCCGUCAGUCCGCCCUCGAGUACAAUUUUUCCUUGCCACUUCCGGGAGUGUCUUUUGACUGUGAAAAACGAAACGGAGAAAAAUGUUUUUUUUUUUUUUUAAAUCCAAUUUUCGGGAUUAUGUUAGCGAGCGUGAGAAUAAUCAAAGUUCGAUACACAACCAACUCUAACUGUCUACAAUGCAGAUGAGUUGAAAUUUCAGGCAAGUCGGCCAUUUUGUUCAAGUCCAGUCGGCUGCUUUAAGAUGAAAUCCAAUGACGUCACACGGCCGAUAUUUCCGACUUGUGAUGGAUGAAAUUACACAACAAGAGUCUCAUCUUUGUUUCAUUUUUUUUUUUUAACGAUCGUUAAGCAAAAAAAAAUUGUUGUGUGUGUCGGUUGGCCGGUCGUUCCAUUUCUUUAUUCUUGGCGUUCGUUCAAAAAAAACGCUGCGCGAACCAGAUGUUUUCAUUAAAAGGCGGAAGGUGGAACCUUUUUCUCCGCAUAAAAGCUGUUCCUUGUUGAAGUUUAACAGUUAGUCUCGUCUUUCUGUUCCGCCUUGCUACUCGUGUUCCUCCUGACGUGCAACAACACUCGGUGUAUUUGUCGAUGCAAAUUUGUUGUUUAGAUCGGCCGGUGCGGAGUGAACGAACCGAUGGUCAGCAUCGACAGUUUGACAACCAUCAACACGGACGAAGACGAAACAAGUGACUGCCACAGCGAGGCGGAGAGCAGUUACGUUUCCGAUCCGGAAGAAGAAGGACCCGUGUCGAUAGUGACCAAUCUCAGGCCGUCGCCAUUAAACGCGCAACAAGUGGAAGAGAAACCUCCGGCCGGAGGUAGGAUCGCCAAAGACACUGGCUGUUGUCUUUACAGCGCCAUCACAGCCCUUUUCGUCAUGGUGGUUUUAAUCGGAAUCGUGUUGAUCGUUACCGGUCCCGUUUUGGGCCUUCCGUUCCCACCGUUGAUGCGAGCCAAUACGCCGAUGAUCCUACCGCCCCUAGACCACAAUCAUCUGACGGCUAACAUCAGCCAUGAUCCUUUCAUGGACGAUGGCCAUCAAGACGAUACGAAUCAUACCGACGAUCAAGAACUGCAAUCGAUCCAUUACGAUUGGGAAUCGAUGGAUAACAGUACGAAUCCUUCGAUGGAUUCGUUCGAAUACGAUUACCUGGAAGAGGCCACCGCAGUGCCGACCAACUGGACUGAAUACCUGGCCAACCACAACGAGACGGGCAUUUUUAACGAGACGGUCAUCGAGGAUCUUGCCAACCUGUCGCCGGAAGCGUUACGCACAAAGUAUGUGGCCUACGUGCCUGUCCCGCUCAGAUUUGACGACGACCAACAGACUGACGCAACUGAUGACGACUUUCAUGACUCGGAAACGAAUGACAGGCACGACGAUGACAUCGACCACGACGCCAUCUAUUUCGACGACCAAGCCGAGCAGACUCCGCGCCCGUCUUCCGUAAGGCGACGGCCUUCGGCCACCAUCGAGAAAGUCUUACUGCCCAUCGUGAUGGUGCCGCAAUCGGAAACGAUCGACGACCGGAUGAAAACGAGCCAAGGUGCCGAUUCGUGGCGGUCCAACCAUUUCUCUGGCGAUCGGCCCCAUUAUCCGCCGAGGCGGUUCGAUGAGGACCAAUCCAGCGGCCAGAUGGACGGUGUCGAUGAUGAGGAUCAUUUGACUUCGUCCUCUCGCCGCAUUGCCGGCCUCAAUCCUCCUAGACGAGGUGGCGCCGGAGGCGAUCGAAGGAGAGGCCCGGGCUUGGAUUAUCGCAUGUUCGGCUCUUUAACUCAGCCGGAGAGCAGGAACAGGAGGCCCUUCCGUCCGCGACAGCGGGAACGCUUCCGGCCGCGUGAUGAUUUCGGUCGGACGACGAGUCUCCAUCCGCACAGGGUCCUCCCUCCGCCGGGCCGUUUGCGUUCCAGGAUUAAUAAGAACAACGACCGGCCGCGGAUGAUAGAAGGGCGCGAAGGUAAUCCGUCGUUUUACAUCCGACCUCCGCCAAGACCGAGGCCGCGGAUUAGUCAUCCGCCGCGUCCGAGAGCCCAUCGACCUUCUCCGCAGGAUGCCUGGCUGAGUCGUCAACGCACUGCCGAUCCUCCUCCUGCUCCGGUGACUACCACCAAACGGCCGGCCUAUUCUUAUCCGCGGGAUGCGAUGAGCAUCCAGGACAUCAUCAGUUACAUGACGUCGAUGAGCCACUCGGAACAGACAACCAAGAAACCGGCGGCGCCGGUCGGGCCCGAACACCGAACGGCCGUUUGGACCAAUACGGACUAUUAUUCAAAUGAUGCUGCGGAAGGUCGUUCGCGUGCGGGACAGUCCUACCCUCCCGUCUUACCUGCGCCGCCCGGCAUUUCUAGAUCGCACGAUUCGAUGCCGGUGGAAUCGCACAGGAACGCCGGAGUCUCCAAUCCCAAUAAUCCGUACUCGUUCAAAUUGGAUGUUUAUCCGGUGCGGGACGGCCUGGGCGGGGACAGCUACGCCCCAUCGGGUCCGGCUUACAGGCAACAGAGCGUCCCGCCACCGAGCAAUUAUCGGCACAGGCCAUCGUCUUCCUAUCAGGAGAACCGACAGCCUUCCGGCGACUCUUCCGGCAGCCUGUCUGAUUCUUAUUCGUACCGGCCUCAGCGACGUCCCACCGGAAGCGGUUAUCACGAUCACGGUGGCUAUACGAAAUACCGGGAAGAUGAGGAGGACGACGCGAUGCCGGUGCCGCUGGCCUUCCGGCCAAGACGACCGGAGUCCACCACACCCAAACCGAAGCUGAUCGUCCAUUUAAACGUUUUCAAUCAGGGCAAAGGCACCGGAAGCCGCAACAGCAAUAGGUAUGCAGAACAACGUCAAAGUGAUGACGAAGCCGAAGAUUAUUAUUCUCCCAGUGACAUUUAUCGGGCCGUUUUGAGAAACAAUGCGCCCAAAGGCGAUCACGAAGCAGGUGGUGAUGAUGGUAUCAUGCCGAGCGGUCAGAGCCGUGUCGAUACAUUUGCUCAUCAUCGGAUGGACAGCGCUGCAGGGCUGGCUAGUGAUUCGGCUGCCUCUUCUUCCGGCGCUGGUAACACGUACGACAGUCACAACAUGGCCGCUCUGCCCAGCGAUCAGUACUACAGGUCGUUGGUGACGAGGAGACCUUCGUCCAGCAGCGCUAACGCGGGCAAUAAUUACAGAUUGAGUCAUCAGAGUCGCAAUUUCUAUCCGGCUGUGGAUGAUGAUGUUCCGGAACCUCUGCCUAUGCCCAUGGCUGCCCAGCUAUCUAACGAUGGCUGCACCGGAGUCAAUUGCACUGUCCACGCGGACGGCCUGGUGAAUAACACGCAAAUAACUCCGCUUGUUUUUUAAGUAAUUGAGUACGUCUGAAUGAGUUGAAUUCGAAUUCCGUUCGGUGAAAUAUCGAAUGACGUGCUGUUUAACCAGAAAUCUUAUGGUCAAGUAAUGCAGCAUUAUAUGGCUUGACACGUGUACAUAAAGAGCCAUCUAUAACUAUAUAAUGAUUCAUUAAUAAUAUACAACUUAUUUAUUGAAAUGCCAGUUAUUGUAUGUAUGUAGACCCAGGCCGACUGUUGGAUUUGUCUUCAUUAGCGACGUUUAUGCAAGUCGGUCCGGCUUAUUUAAUUAACCGGUUAAACGUUGGGUCACUGUCGUGUAAAUCGACAGAGAGAAAAAAAAAAAAGCGAGAGGACAACGAAUUUCUCCUAUUCGCGGAUUUGGCGAGCCAAUAGCAAUAUAGGCUGCGCGUGGCCAGAUCGAAAUCAAUACUCCCGCAGAGUUAAUGUUUUGAACGCAAUUCUUUGAUAACAAUGAAAAAACAAAAAAACUCUUGAAUAAAUUUGCAUGAUUUCAUGAAA